CAGUUACACGCAAACUUUAUUCCCCGCGUUCAUCUCGCUCUCUUUCUCUCUCUUCAUCCUGCUUUCGUCCUCAUCUCCAUCAAUGCAUUAACUCCAACCAAGUCCUCUCUAACCAGAGACCAACAAUGGCGUCUCAAUGCCCUAACAAUCGAACUACAUUCUACCCACAAAUAAUCCAAUCAAAUCCAAACUCUUCCUCUCCAUUCCUCUCAAACCCUAAUAACCAAUCUCCCCCCUCACUCUACCCUAAAAUCGACGUUGAAGACCUCACCCAAAACCUCUUCCCACAAAAUUAUAGACAACCCCACAACUCAAACCCUAAUUCGCCCUCCGCCCCUCCUCACUCCGUCGAAGAAUUCAUCCUCACCAUCCCCGGCUCCAUCCUCCAUUUGAUUGACAAAAAGUACAGCGUCGAGCUCGCUUGCGGCGAUUUAUCGAUUCUGGGUCUCCGCCAAGACGGUAACAUCGUCGCCGUCUUCGCUCGCGUCGCCGAUGAGAUCCAGUGGCCGUUGGCCAAGGACGUGGCCGCCGUUAAACUUGACGAAUCGCAUUACUUCUUCUCGUUUCGAGCUCCGAAAGAGAGGGAUGAUGAGGAUUCCGACGAUUUGUUGAAUUACGGUUUGACGAUUGCGUCCAAGGGACAGGAGGGGUUGUUGUUGGAGUUGGAUAGGAUUUUGGAUCAUUACAUUAGUUUUUCGGUGCAGAGGGUUUCGGUGAAGGGGAAGAAUGAGGGAGUGCUUGAUGGGACGGUGGCGAUGGCAGUUUCGCCGGAGGAUUUGAAAUCGGAGAAGAAGAAGGAGUUGAUGGAGGAACGGUGCGCUGCGUAUUGGACGACAUUGGCGCCCAAUGUGGAGGAUUAUAGUGGGACUGCAGCGAAGAUGAUUGCAGCGGGUUCGGGGCAGCUGAUUAAGGGGAUUUUGUGGUGUGGUGAUGUGACUGUUGAUAGAUUGAAGUGGGGAAAUGAUGUUUUGAAGAAGAAGAUAAAACCUGAUUCGAAAUCAGAGAUUAGUCCUGAAACCUUGAAGAGGAUCAAAAGGGCUAAGAGGGUAACAAAAAUGACAGAGAAAGUAGCAGUUGGGGUUCUUUCCGGUGUUGUGAAGGUUUCAGGAAUUUUAACCAGUUCAGUUGUGAAUUCAAAAGCGGGCAAGAAGUUCUUUAGCCUCUUGCCAGGGGAAAUUGUUCUUGCUUCCCUGGAUGGAUUUAGCAAGGUCUGUGAUGCUGUUGAAGUAGCUGGCAAGAAUGUAAUGUCAACCUCAUCCACUGUGACAACUGGACUUGUCAAUCACAGGUAUGGGGAAGAGGCAGCUAAGGCAACAAGCGAAGGACUCAAUGCUGCAGGGCAUGCUGCUGCAGCAGCAUGGGCUGUUUUCAAAAUUCGAAAGGCUUUCAACCCAAAAAGUGUUCUAAAACCCUCCACGUUGGCCAAGUCUGCUGCUAAAGCUGCGGCUAAAGAGAUGAAAGCCAAGAAUUCCAAGUAACUAAUUAGAUGUGCAUUAUUGAUUUGGUUUAUAGCUUCUGCUGUAGAGUGUGUUAAUCCUCGUAGAUAAUGCUAAUUGUAGCUGAAAAUGAUGGCAAACAACUGUAUUUUUUUUUAUCAGAAUGUCAUGCCCAAAAAAACUUUCCCAGAAUUUUAUAGAGAUUGUUAUUGUGUGGUGGAGAUUGAGUUGGUGCUGUGUGGGUCCAUGUAUGAUUGAUAAUUCUGGGUAAAAAAUUUGAGUUUGUAGUAUUACUGAUUAUAUUUAUUAAUCAUGUAUUGUAUUGAAUGUAAAACUAGGUGACUCAUGGUAGGAAAAGUAUGCUUAUCUAUUUAUUUAGGGUCA
This is a messenger RNA of Camellia sinensis, 1820 nucleotides long. Its product is annotated as protein EARLY-RESPONSIVE TO DEHYDRATION 7, chloroplastic. NCBI's taxonomy places the organism in Eukaryota, Viridiplantae, Streptophyta, Magnoliopsida, Ericales, Theaceae. Gene Ontology annotation, cellular component: plasma membrane. The record is from RefSeq and is a predicted model, not a curated record.